AUGCGGAAGUCAGAAACCGGAAACGCUUGAUGUGGAAGGGCGAAGACGAGUGAAAUCGCAUUUAAAAUGUUGAAAGAGUUGGUGAAGGAGCGACUAAUGGCGGCGGCCGAUGAAAUAUUCGCGAUGUUUGAAAGAACGUUAGCGUCCUACGAGGAGGAACUUUGUCGAACGAGGGAGGAGAAGACGCGACAUCGACAACAACUGACGGCUGCUGUUAGCAAGGCUAACAUUGGAUUGCAAGUUGGACGUGUCCAGCAUCUGAUUGGUCGUCAACAAGAACAGCAGGGGACGAGCUCCACUUUGAGGCAGGAGGAUCCACAGCCCCCCCAUGUCAAACAGGAAGAGGAACUCUGGAUCACCCGGCAAGGAGAGUGUCUUCUAGGGACGGAGGGGGCUGAUCUCACCAAGCUGCCACUGACUGGUGUCUCUGUGAAGACCGAAGACCAUGAAGACAAACCAUGUGAGUCCUCGCAGCUUCUUCACAGUCCAAGUGAGGAGAACGGAGGGGCGGAGCUUCCGAACAGCAUCUCACCACAACACAUGACAACAGAAGCUAACAACCUCUUAGCUCCGCUAUCAGAUAGUGGCGAAACCACGUCACACUCUCCUGAGGAUGAAGACAGGGACGACACUCAAGAACCUUUGAGCAGCGAUACAGACGCUGAAGGUGAUAUGAGGACUCACACCGACAACAAACACUCUGAAUGCUCUGAAAAGAAGCCGGGAAAACAACAGUUUACGUGUUCGUUUUGUGGUAAAAGCUUUUUUUAUAAGAGCUAUUUGGCGAGACACGUGGAGACGCACACAAGAGAAAAACCCUUUCGAUGCUCAAUUUGUGGGAAAAGAUUUUCCCGAAAGCAACAUGUGGUCGGGCACAUGAGAACGCACACUGGAGAAAAACCCUUUGCUUGUUCUGUGUGCGGCGAUACUUUUGCGGUCAAGGCCAAUUUGAAAAGACACAUGAUGACGCACACGGGUGAAAAACCCUUUCAUUGUUCGGUUUGCGGUAAGAAGUUCUUCCGAAAAGAUUAUGCGCUGUUACACAUGAGAACGCACACAGGAGAAAAAUGUUUUACCUGCACCGUCUGCGCUAAAAGAUUCUCAUAUUACAGUCAUUUGCUGAGUCACGUGAGGACGCACACAGGAGAAAAACCUUUCAGCUGCUCAGUCUGCGGCGACACAUUUGCUCAGAAGUCCACUUUGAACAGACACACGGGGACACACACGGGUUCUGCACUUCCUUUAAAGGUCUCAUUGUAAGGUGUGGGUACUGUGGAGUGAAUGAAGCGCUGUGAGUUUCGAAAAAAAAAAUUCUCAGCUUCACUUUAUCACAGUUUGUCAAAAAUAUGAAUUAAUAAACCAUGCUGUGUGUUGAAUACAACCCACUAUUAGCCAGGAUUUGUACAUAUUGAAUGAAUGUUUACAUAAUUUUUGCCUCAAUUAAGCAUACUUAUGCAUAAAAAAAUGCCGAAAU
Molecule: messenger RNA, 1474 nt
Organism: Doryrhamphus excisus (bluestripe pipefish)
Lineage: Eukaryota; Metazoa; Chordata; Actinopteri; Syngnathiformes; Syngnathidae
Biological process (GO): embryo development; regulation of transcription by RNA polymerase II
Cellular component (GO): nucleus
Molecular function (GO): DNA-binding transcription factor activity, RNA polymerase II-specific; RNA polymerase II transcription regulatory region sequence-specific DNA binding
Source: RefSeq, a predicted model, not a curated record